Molecule: messenger RNA, 633 nt
Organism: Angiostrongylus costaricensis
Lineage: Eukaryota; Metazoa; Nematoda; Chromadorea; Rhabditida; Metastrongylidae
Source: the annotation of a GenBank genome assembly
CGUAAUCUUCUUAACAAGAAAGAAGGUGGACCACCAUCAACAAUCAAGGAAUCGAGUGAAUCGUCACAAACACUUGACGAUACCGAGUCCGAUAAAGGCGGCAGUCAGCUGAAGCACGAGAAUACCGUUGUGCGUGCCGAUGGAACAGCCGUCACCAAGUCGGUGCCAUCAUCGUCACUAUCAGGUAUUAGUGUCCUUUUUUUGUUUUCAGCUCAAAAACAAGAAAUUGUUCGAAUGACGCAACAGCUACUGGAUGCGAUUUCGUGCAAAGAUUUCGACGUCUAUGCGAAAUUAUGCGAUCCUGCAAUGACGUGUUUUGAACCUGAAGCGUUAGGAAAUCUUAUUGAAGGUGUUGAAUUUCAUCGGUUCUACUUCGAUUACGGUAACAAUAAUCCACGAAAAAGUCAAGUACACACUACAAUGCUGAAUCCGACUGUGCAUGUGAUAGGCGAAGAAGGUGCAUGCAUCGCUUACGUGAGGCUUACGCAAUUUAUGGACAGGAACGGUGAAGCCCGUACACGACAAACGCAAGAGUCACGAGUAUGGCAGAAAAAAGCUGGACGGUGGUUAUGCGUUCAUGUGCAUCGUAGCGGACCACCCGCAGGUUCGAGUUCGUCGCCGGUCGAGUUUUGA